This is a messenger RNA of Anneissia japonica, 2770 nucleotides long. Its product is annotated as cytochrome P450 2J6-like. The coding region runs from base 638 to 2137 and encodes 499 amino acids. NCBI's taxonomy places the organism in Eukaryota, Metazoa, Echinodermata, Crinoidea, Comatulida, Comatulidae. The transcript has 4 exons. Gene Ontology annotation, cellular component: intracellular membrane-bounded organelle; cytoplasm. The record is from RefSeq and is a predicted model, not a curated record. Gene Ontology annotation, molecular function: heme binding; oxidoreductase activity, acting on paired donors, with incorporation or reduction of molecular oxygen, reduced flavin or flavoprotein as one donor, and incorporation of one atom of oxygen; iron ion binding. Gene Ontology annotation, biological process: xenobiotic metabolic process.
AAACGUGACUAAUGAAGACAUGAAGGAUUUGAUUUCUAAGCUCCCUUGCACUGAGAUAGCUCACCUUAUCUUCUCUCUUGUUAUGAUAUUUCUGCGUCACUAGGCCAUGGAGGAACCAUAUAGGCUAUAUAUACAUUUUAUACGUUAUAUAUUUUAUAUACGUUUUUAUUAUAUUUAUAUAUUUGAACAUUAAAGGAGGUCUAACCGGGAUUCGAGGCACGUGCUCUCUAUUUUCAUAAGGUCCAGCAGGCAAGAAUUUUACAAAAAUAUUCAUCCAAGGAUAAAUCGUGAGUGAAAGGCGUGCAUAUAGGGUCGAAUUCAUAUAAACAAACAGGGUAGAGUACAAUAGUCCGUUUUUGAUCCUCUGAAUAUGCAAAUGGAAGAGGUGUACUGUUUCUACAGUAAAGUAAACUGCAUCUGUAAAAUCUUAAAAUUUGGACUUAAUAACGGCAUGACCUUUAAACUCUUCUAAGUCAUUGCUGUCGCAGAAAAUUUUAAAUCGGGUUUUACGCUUCAUUGAGUGAUAUUAAAUACAGGAAGUCCUUUAUUGUUCUUUCACGACAGCAGAGUACCAUUUUUUGUAAAUCGCAUAUACAGUACAUUUAUAUGGUUACGGUAGGCCUACGAAGGCAUUGAUAUGUUUAGCACGUGGUCCACAUGUGGCACUACACAUACACUUGUAAUCUUAGUUGUUUGCUUCUGCCUAACGCUGAUGCUAAGGUAUGUCUACAGUGAGUUUGUGAGAUCAAAUCUACCUGGUCCUCGGGGAUGGCCAAUGGUUGGAAACGCCUUAAGUAUAAGCCGCCAUGCACAUUUGACGUUCACUAAAUGGGCUAAGCAAUAUGGGCCAGUGAUCGGAAUUAAGAUAGGCCCGAUGCACGUGGUGGUAUUGAAUGAUUUGUAUGCUAUUGAAUCUGCUUUAUCUAAAAACACAGAAAUUACCAACAGGCCGGUUCCUGGGUUGUUAAGAGCUGCGUUUUCGAAUGAUGGUAGCCUGCUCUGGGAAAAUGCUGAGAAGUGGAUAAAGAACAGGAAGUUUGUUGUGCGAUUUUUGUUCAAUUUCAAACAUCGCCAGUUAUGGCACUUACUCGAAGCCGAGAGCAGACAACUCUGUGGAACUAUCAAAGUUCAUGAUGAUCAAACGCUUGACGUCUGCCAACCAAUGAGUAUGGCUGUAUCCAACGUCCUCUGUGCCUUGUGUUUUGGGCAUCGCUUCGAGUACGACGAGGAACGUUAUCGGUUACUUCUUAGUAACUUAAAUGCAUUAGGAAAAAGUGUCUCGGGUACAACAAUUGGUCAUUUUUUACCUUUUCUAUAUUAUACGCCUUUAUAUAGAAACUUUCGAAGACUGGCAAAAACGUUAUCAGAUUUUAUAGACAGUGAAAUAGAUGAACAUAUUAAGACUUAUGACCCGAAAAAAGGCACCCUGGACUUAAUCGAUAUGUUCUUGAAAGAGGAAUCAGAUGGUAAAAGUGAGCACAAUUUACAGGGUGGAUGGACUAGGAGAACGCAUAAAUACAUAAGAAGGGCAGUUAUUGAUAUGUUUGCCUCGGGGACUGAUACCACUAGUACCGCCUUGGCAUGGGCCAUACUGUACAUGACGCAACAUAGAGACAAGCAAACUGCAGUUCAGAAGGAAAUCGAUGCCGUAAUGUGUCACGGUGGUCUCCAGAAUCUUGGAUCUUACUAUAAAAACCUGCCCGUGACACGCGCUACACUCAUGGAAGUGUUACGUCACGCUAACAUUUCCCCUCUUGGACUGCCGCGAACAGCUUCACAGACAACAUCAAUCGAUGGUCAUUGCUGCCCUCGAGAUACAUGGGUGUUUGCAAAUAUAUGGUCCGUGCACUACGAUGAGAAGUAUUGGCAUGCGCCAAACGAAUUUCAUCCAGAGCGGUUUCUCUCCGCCGACCACAAGUCAGUUAUCGCUCCUAAAGCCUUUAUGCCUUUUGGCUUGGGUAAGAGGUGUUGCAUUGGUGAACAGAUUGCUAUGGCUACCAUGCUCGUUUUGUUUUCGAAGUUGUUGCUGGAGUUCGAUUUUCGUAUCCCGGAUGCUGAUCCAACGCCAAGUCUUGUUGGUAUAAAUGGACUGACUCUGGCCCCAAAGCCAUUCAGAGUUUGUGCAAUCCCACGCUAGACCUCCGCAUCAAUAAUGUAUCAUUAUCAUCAUCCUGGGGGAAAACCUAUUUAAAAAAUUCGAAGAUUAAAAAAAAAAACAAAAACAAGCAAACAAACAAAAAAUAAAUAAAUAUUUGUCUACUUUACUUGGUACUGGACUUAACAUUGUGUGACAAUUCUACUGGCAUUGCUGGUCGCCGAUUCCAUCCGACCCCCUAAAAAAUGGGGGGAAAUGGGGACAUAUUUUUUAACUAAAUUGACAGGCCUCUUGCCUGUUUCAGAAUCUGAACAAUCUUUUCAGAAAGUGUUAAAUUUUACAAUUGGUCGAUCGUGUUAAUCUUAACAUAUUGAAAAGUAUCAAUUUUUGAGGAAUCAUGGUUGACAUUGGAGAAGUGUAUGGUGGUGAUUAUGGGUGUCAUGACCAAUACUCAGCAUGCUGAUCCGACCAAGAUUGGAAGGAAUGUUACCAUACUCCUAAUCUGUGUUUAAGUGAAGCACAUGGUAGUGUUUCUCAUUUGGACUCAAAUUUAAACACCAUGGUAGCAAGUAUUAUCCAUAUACUGUACUGUAUGUACAUCUAAUAUACUGUAUAUACAUAUAUAUAUAUACACAAUAUAUAUAUAUAUAUAUAUAUAUAUAUAUUUAUAUAUAU